Messenger RNA from Paramecium sonneborni, 8057 nucleotides. The record is from the annotation of a GenBank genome assembly. NCBI's taxonomy places the organism in Eukaryota, Ciliophora, Oligohymenophorea, Peniculida, Parameciidae.
AUGAAUUGUUAAUCAGACACCAAAGAUGUUAACAUUUAGAAUUAAAUUAAAUCUAUUAUUGAAAAUAUAAAAGAUGAAUUUUAUUUCAAUGAUGAAGAAAUUGAAAAUGAUCUAAAAUAAUGGUUAGAUUAAUUAGAUGAACCUAAAAGAGAUGUAAUUAUUAAAGAAUUGCAAAAACAAUUUUUUUAAGAAUCAUUCAUAAAAAGACCUUACUUUAAAAGAAGUUAUAUCACUGAAAAUUAACCUUUAAAAUAAUAAUUUCAAGAUUAUAAAAGUGUAUACUAAGAAAAUAUAAAGAAUAAAUAGUAUGAUUUAAUCCUUUAGGAAUUAAAAAAUGAGCAAUACUGCUAAACAAACUUAAUACCAAUUGAAAUAAAAAAAUAUCUCAAUCUUCUUGAAAGAUUAGGAGAAAACAUUCAAUUUAUUUUUUAACUCAUUGAAUUAGUAAAAGAAAGACACUAAUACAAUUUUUUAUCACUUUUAAUAGCACUUAUUAAUUUGUUCUUUUUGGAAUGUGAUCAAAAUUUGAAAAAGGAAAUUAAUUAGUUAAUAGGCAUUCUGUUACAGAAUUUAAUUUAUUAAUUUUAAAAUUAUGAGGAAAUGGUAAUGAGCUAUAAUGAUUAGGAAAAAUCAGAUUUUAUAUAAUUUAUAUAAAAGGUUUAAUUUAAAGAAAUAACUGUAAAGGAAGGAUUAGAGUAAUUAUAAAAAAAGGUUAACAAUAAAUCUAUUUGUUUUUUGUUUGAAUUAUUUACAACAAAGCUUGAAUUUCAUUAUGAUAAAUUAAUAGGAUUUAUGAAAAAUCUUAUCGAUGUUAAAUAAAUUUGUUAAGAUGAUCUUAUUUAGUAUAUUUCAUUAACAGAAAAUUUCGAUGAAAAUUUAGAUUUUCUUUACUAUAGUUUAAUAUUUUAUUUUUGGAUUUAAUUAUUUAAUUCAAAUGAUGUAAAACUAAUCAUGGAACAGAUUGAAUAAAAAUUAUCUAAAACUUAAAAGAAGCAAGGACUUUUAGAGGAAGGCAUUAAACGUAUGAAAAAUUAGCAAUCAAAUAUAAUCUUCAAUUUCCUUAUAAACAAAAUAGUUUAUUAUAGAAAUUAAAAAGAUGAAGAUUUUAUUAAAAAAUAGAAAGAAUAAGAAACUUAAGAGUUGGAAUUAAUAUAAAAAUAUGAAAAAUUGAUUUCUACAAAUAUAAACGCUGAAAUGAUAUCUAAUCUAAGCUAAUUUGGUAAUAUAAAAAGGAUGAUGUUUUAUUAAUUUUAAAAAGAUAAACAAUUUUAAUUUAAUUAAUAGAUACAACUUUCGAUAUUUUUAGCUACAAAUAAUUUGAAUAAUGAUUCUGAAAAAAUUCUAAAUUAAAUAAUUAAAAAAACUGAAAAAUUAUAAUUCAAUUAAUUAACUAAACUUGAUAAAUUUGAAAAAAUUAACUUACUUUAUUUUGAGUAUGUUUUUAUGAAUAAGAAAAAGCCUUAAAUAAAAAUUUCAAGAUUUGUUCAUCAUAUAGAAAUUUUUAAUAAUUAUCCUAAAUAAUUAAAAAUUAAAAUGGAAGAUUUUAAUAUUUAAUUGAUAUCAGAAUAAGAAAAAGAGAAAAAUAUUUAAGAAUGGUUAGAAAAUAAAAGUGAUGAAAAAACUUUUAAAAAUUUGCUUCCUUAUUAUUUUAAUAUUAUUAAGAGAGGAGAAUCAGCAGAACAUUUAUUAGGAUUGAUAAAUAAUAAAGUGAUUAAUAAUUAAAGAAACAAGAAAUUUGAAACUUUAAACAUUAAAUCGCUGUUUUAAUUACUUUACAAUAAUUCAGAUAAAGAACUUUAGGUGAUGCUGUUAAAAUUACAUUCCAAGCAUUAUCCUGUUCCCCUACUGUAUUAAAAUCCAUUAUUAGAAAAUAUAAAUUCAAACCUAGACUUUUAUGUAUUAAAUUCAAAUAUAUUUUACCUUUUAUCAAACGAUUUUACAAUAAUCAAUUUUUCAUUAAGUAAAAAAUAACAUUAGUUUGGAAAAACAGAGUUGAUUAAUAUGCUCUUUUAUAAUAAUUCUACUGAAUAUAAAAUACGAAAAUUCGAGGUUUGUGAUUCAUCUUUAAUUAACAAUAAUUCUGUAGAUUGUUAGUUUGAUUUUUCCUUUAAUGGAACUCGAAAUUAUUUAAUCACUGAUGUACAUGGAAAAUUAGAGGAUGAAAUAUUAAAAAAUUUACUUCCUUUUUUCAAUCUUUGGAUAAUUUAAAUGUAAACAGAAGAUGAAUAUGAAGAAAAUGUAAAUAAAUUAAUCGAAUUAUUUGAUAAAUCAACAUUAUCAUAGACUAAGAUUGUUCUAAUUAUUCGAGACUCAAUGAAUAAGGAAUUAAAUAAGGAUAAAAUAAAUAACUUAUAAAAAAAAGAUUUUGAUUUCAAAACUUAUCGUAUUCCAAAUUUAUUAAAAUUAGAUGAUAUGGCCUAAUAAAUUGAUGAAAGAUAAAAAAUAAAAGAUUUUAUUUUAAAAACAAUUGACAAUUAAAAUGAAACAGUAAAUGAGGGAAAAUUAAAAAAUUCUUUUUUAAAAAUUUGUUAAGCCUUUAAAACAAAAGAUGAUGAAAUCGAAAGAGCUGAAAGGAUUUUAUAAGAAUUAGAAACUGAAUUAAAUAAAAAUAUAUAGAAUCCUGAUGGAUUUUAUUCAAGCGAGGCAUUUCCAUUAAGACAUUUAGCGUGGCAAAUGCAAAAAUUAAAAAAGUAAAAAUAAAAUUUUUAUCAAAAAAAAUGUUAAUUUGAAUAAGAAUAGGAAAAUAAAAUAAACUAAAUUAAAUACGGAAGGAAAACAGCAUAUAAUAUUGAAUAAUAGUAAAAAGGAAAAUAAAAAGAAUAGGAAAAAGUAGAGAUUGAAAAAAAAAUUUUUAAGACUAAAGAAGAAUUAAAAAAAAUAGAUUAAGAGAUCAGGCAAAUAGAAGAAAAAAUUAAAAAACCUCAGGAUUUAGAAUAAUCAAAAUUAAUAAAGUUAUUUAGUUAGGUAUUUUAGAGCAAUAAUUUUUAUAUAAUCUACUUAAGAUUUGUUGAACAAAUUGGAAAAUUUAAUUAAAGAAACAUUAAAAAUUUAGGAAUGUAGAUAGAGUAAAUAAAGAAAUAAUGCGGUUAAGCAAAACAACAAUAAAAUGAUCAAAUUUUAGAAAAGUAAUUGAAAGACUUUGAAGAAAAAUUUAUAGUUUAAAAUAUAAGUAUAGAAUUAUUUUGGAGAGAAAUAAUAAAUAGUAAUAGUUCUUUUUCUGUUAAUCCAAUAGAUAUAGUCUCUAAGUUGAUUAAAAAAGGUGAGCCUUUUGAAUUUUUAAGUGGGGAUGAUCUUAGCAUAGACUCUAAUUUUUUUCAUUAAUUAAGAGAAUAAUUAUUAGACCAAAAAGAUAAAAUUCUAAUAUUGAGUGUUUUAGGACCUUAAAGUUCAGGAAAAUCAACUUUAUUAAAUAGAAUUUUCGGAUGUCAUUUUUUAACUAGUGUAGGGAGAUGUACAAAAGGUUUAUUCCUAUAAUUAUUAAAAAUAUCAAAUAAAUAAUAAUUUGGAGAAGGUUUAUUUGAUUAUAUUUUAUUAUUAGAUUCAGAAGGGUUAUAAAAUCCUAAAUAAUAAGAUCCUGAAUUCGAUAAAAAAAUUUCUCUUUUCAUAUUGUCGAUUAGUGAUAUUAUUAUAUUCAAUGUUAAAGGGGAAAUUCAUGCUUCAUUUCAUAAAUUAAUAGAAGCAAGUGUUUAUACUAUUGAAAAAUUUUUUUAAUAAAAUUUUUUAAAAUAAUUUGCUUGGUGUUUUAAUUAAAACAGUUAGAUAAACGAAGAUGAAAAAUAUAAAUUAAUCAAAUAAAUUGAAACAAUUGGAGUAUAAUUAAAAUAUGAAGAAAGUACAAUGGAUGAAUCUUGCUUAUAAAUUGAUCAAGGCUAAGACUAAUAGAUUUCUGAUGAUUAACAUCCUAUAAUUAAAUAAUUUGAUUUUACUAAAUAUUUAGAAAUUACAAAGGAUGAAAUAAAUAUUUUAGGUAUGGCACAAGUUCCAAAAGAAUGGUUAAAAUAUUAGUUUCAAGAAUAUAACAACUCUAAUUUAUCCUAAAUUUAAGAAAUUAAAUAUGAAAUUAAUGAGAGUGAUUAUUCAAAAAAUGCCUUAAAAUUUGGUUUGAAAAUUAUCCAACAGUUCAUUGGAAAAUUGAAAUAAAGAUAUUAGGAUUCCCCACAAAUUUUAACUUGGGAUGCAUUAAUUACUAAAGCAGAAGAAAACUGGGAAUUAGUUACUAAAUUGCCUGAUUUAGUGGAAUUUUCUGAUUUAAAAGAAUAAAGAGAUUAUCAAAAAAUAAAGAGUAUUGCAUUAACAAAAAUUAACAAAGUUAACGAAAAAUUUUUAAAUAAUUUAGCAUUCUUAAACGAGAAAAGUAAGGAUGUAAAUACCUUAGAUGAUUAUAAUUUAAUUUAAAAAGAAAUUUAAGACCUUAUUUGCAUUUAAAUAAACUAAGCUGAAGAAAAAAUUUUAAGCGAAUUAAAGGAUAAUUAUGCUUCAAUAAUUUCAUCUGAAACUCGAAAAAAAGUUGAAGAAACUGUCAAGGAAAUAUAUAAAGCAUAAAUUUUAGAUAGAUCUUUGCUACUAUUGUAAAAAAUUCAUUAAGAAAAGAGAAAAUUUUAAUAUCGUCAAUUUCCAACUAAGAUUUCUCAAAAAAUUGCUGAAAUAUUAAAGAAUCAAAAUUAAUUAGAAAUAUAGUAAAAAAAUUAAGAUAAGAGGAAUGAAUCUUUUAAAGAAAUUUUUGAAGAAAUAGUAGAUUAAUCUAACAAAGAAAUUGAAAACAUUCAUAUAGAAUUUUCAAAACAAUUAUUUGAUUGUUUUAAGAACUACAAAAAAGAUUAAAUUUAUGAAUUUAAUAAUUUGGAUGAAAAAACAGAGUAUUUUCUAAAGAAAAUAAAUAAUUAAGAUCCGAAUAAGAAUAAGGAAGAGAGCAAUCUAAUUUGUCAACAAUUUUCAAAAGAUUUUGAAUAUUGUGCUUUUAAUAUUAUAAACAAGUAGAGUAAGCAUGAACUUUAACAAAUUUUUUAUUUAGAUAUUUGGAAAAGACUUGAUAAUUUGCCUCUUAUUGAUCCUAUUAUAGAUCCAUGGAAAUACUUGAAAAAAGAAAUUACUUAUAAUUAUUUAGAAAUGGAAAAUAUUGUGAGAGAAAUAAAAGCUAAUUUAAAAUAGGAAUUAAUUAAAAUCAUAAAAGAAGAUAAUAAAGAUGAAUAAAAAAAAUAAAUUAUCACUAAUUUAUUUAAAUUAUUGUAAAAAUUACCAAUAGAAUUUAAUUAGCUAAAAUUAUAAGAAUUGAAUUCUUUAAUGAUGAGUAAUUUUUAAGAUCUCAAAAAUUAAUUAUUCUAAAAAACAGAGAGUAAGUAAUUCCCAAAGUUAGAGUAAAAAGAAAAAACAGCUUAAUCUGUUAAAAUUGCAUCAUCAAGUGAAUCUUCAAAAUAAUAAAGAAAGGUUCAAAAUAGUGAAGAACAAUAACAAAUUUAAAAACAAAAAAAUAAUGUUAGUAUCAAUUAAGUUCAUCAAAAAUUCAAUACAGCAAAUUAACCAGUUUUUUAAAAGAAUUCGACAUUAAUUGCUUUUAAACCUGAAGUUAAUUACAAAAAAACCCAAAUGAUAGAAAAGCCUAGUUUGAUUGAUGAUCUUAUAAAUUCAGUCAAAAUUAAAUAAUAAGGAUCUUAAGAUAUUGAUGAUUUUACUUUAAGACAAUUCUAAAAUAUAUUUCCAAAAAUAUAGAUUAAAAAAACAUCAAAAAUUGAAGAUAAUCAGAAGAAAUAAUAUCUCAUCCUUAAGGAAAAUAAGUCAAUUAUUUAUAAUAAAGAGAAUAAAAAGUAAUUUGAUGAAUUUUUUUAACAUAUCAUCUCUAGUUAAAUAGCAUAACGUAAUUAACCUUAAUUUUAGAAUAAAUAAGUUUUUGAAUUAAUGUUGUAAAUCAUGUAAGAGAAUAAAGGUUGGGAAAAGCUAUGUUAAAAAAUUUAUGAUACUAUAUAAAAUUAAAAACCAUAAUAAGAGGAAUAAUGUUUUAAAUAAAUCAUCGAUGUAAAUCUGAACGAAAGUAUGACAAAAUAUAAUUGCUAAUUAAUAAAAGGAAUGAUGUAAAAAGUUGAGAACAUAAUAUUAACAACUAAUAAAUAAUUAGCUUUCUUUGGAGUGUAAUUUUCUUAAGGACUUUUUCGAAAAAUGCAGAGUUUAUAGUUAUUUAUUAUUUGGAGAUUUUUAUGCUACGAUAAAUUAAAAAUGUAUGAUUUAGAAUAAAAGGAAUUGUUAGAAAAAAAAGAAAAAUUUUAAAUAAAAUAUGAAAAUGGUAUUUUAUAAAAGGUUUAGGAGGAAAGUAAACAACAAGCAAAAGAACUGGCAUAAAAAUUGAAUGAAAUUUUUAGAAGGUAAUUUUUCAUAUAAAAUUUAAAUAAUGUUGAGAACAUAAUAAAUAAAAAUAAAAUAACAUCUAAUGAAGUAAUCAAAGAGUUAGAUUAAUUAAUAUUAAUAGAUAAAAGACAUGAUAUUAUCUCUGGGUAAAAUAUUGAAAAUACAAUAUGUAGUUACAUUUUAGAUUAAAAAGGAAUUAUUGAAAAAUACACUCAAUAAUAAAUUUUAAAAGUAAAGAAACUAAUUUAGAUAGAAUUUAGUGAGUAAAUACAUAUUUAAGAAUGUUUGAACAAAUUAAAAAAUAAUGCAAUAAUUUUAAAAGAUAGAAUUUAAAAUUUAUAUUAAAAAUAGAAAUUGUAAAAAGAUGAAUAUUUUUAUGGUCUUGACGAAGAUUAAAAGAAUGUCAAAUAUACAUAAAGAUAGGUAAUGCAAUUCAUUUUAGGGAAUGAUGUUGAAAAGAUUGAUAAUUAAGAAAAUAUAUUGUAAUUUGAUAAUAACCUUUAAAAAUUGAUUAUAGAUAAACAACCACAAAUUUCUGAUGGUGAUGAAAUUUCCAUAUAUUUGUUGAAUGAUUUUUUGGAAGGAUUUAUAUCUUAAAUUGAUAUUUUUUAUGAAAAUAGUAAAACACUUGAAACAUAAAUUGAUAGAUUUGAAGUAGAAGAUAAAUUUGAAGAGAUGAAAAAUAUAAUGAAUGGUUGUGAUUAAUUAUGUCCUAUGUGUAAUAGAAAAUGUGAUAAUGAAGAUUAUUAAGAUAUAAAUCAUAUACAUAAAUGUUAAAAUGGCCAUCAAUUAAGAGGUAUAAUAUAUUGAUAUAUUUUAAAGGAAUGAAUAAAGUAUUGAUUGGAUCAUCCCCAUCUACAUAUACUUGUGAAGAAAUACUUGAUGAAGCAGAAAUUUAAAUAAAAGAAACUCGUAAAUUUGAAACAUGGAAUAAAAUAAAAUAAUAUUACAGAGAUUGGAGUUUCAAGGAUAUUUUUUAAUCAUAGACGCUUGAACAAAAUUUAUUAAAGAUGAGAUAAAUUUGGAAUGGAGGAGUUGGUUAAUAUAUUUGUAAACAACUAUAGGAAGAUUUAAAUGAGGAAAUACUUUUUAAAUAAAAGCAUGAUCAUCCAAUGAAUAUGCAAAUAAACUCAACUCACUAUAUUUUCAUACUUGAUGAUUCUGGAUCUAUGAUCAAUAGUUGGAAUUUUUUAAUUUAAAGCGUUUCAGAUUAAUUCAAAGUAAUAAGUAAGAAAAGUGAUGCAAAAAUAAGUGUAAUAAUAUUUAAUAAAGAUGCAAGAAUUGUUAUUAAUUGUGAAGAACUUAAAAUUCAAGAAUAGUUAAAAUUACUUCAAUUUUAGAAUGGUAGUGAUACAAAGUUUGGACCUCCAUUUAAAUUGGCUUUUGACUUAAUAUCAUCUAAUUCAGAAUUUACUUCGUAUUAAUAUAAAUUUAUAUUUAGUUCUAUUAUUUUAUUUUACACAGAUGGGAUAGCAGAUUAUCCUGAAUAGGAAAUUAAUUAGUUUCGUUUAAUGCCUAAAUGGAUUAAAAAUACUAUUUAUUUGUUAGCUUGUUCUUAAAAUACAAUUCAACAAUCUUUGUUUUAGAUCAUUUAAUUUGGUGAAUAAGAAUUUGCUAAAGCAAAAUUGAGAGAUAAUGUACAUCCAUCAGACUUAAGUUUUAACUGGUCAGAGAUGAUUUCUAAGACUUAUCACAAAUAUUUAGAUAAAUAUCAAGCUUGA